AUGUCGCCCCCACCUCCGAGCUCGGGACAGCGCAACAGUUUCGUCGGCAACCUCGCCGCGAGCGCAUUCUCCGCGUCAUUCGCUGAAGCAUGCACGAUCCCGCUGGACACCGCCAAGGUCCGACUGCAGCUGCAGGCUGGCUCCUCGGGCCCUCCCAAGUAUCGCGGGAUGCUCGGCACGGUGGCGACCGUGGCGAGGGAAGAGGGCGCUGCGGCGCUGUGGAAGGGUAUCGGUCCGGGAAUACACAGGCAGGUUCUCUUCGGAGGCCUGCGCAUCGGCCUGUACGAGCCCAUCAAGGACCUCUACGUCGGCAAAGACCACGUGGGCGACGUGCCACUCCAUCUCAAGGUGGCCGCGGGUCUCACAACCGGCGCCGUGGGGAUCACCAUCGCGUCGCCCACCGAUCUGGUCAAGGUGCGGAUGCAGGCGGAGGGUAAGCUUCCCGAGGGCGCGCCGCGAAGGUACCCGAGCGCGUUCAAGGCGUACGGAAUAAUCGCCAAACAGGAGGGAGUCGCGGCGCUGUGGACCGGCCUCUCGCCCAACAUCAUGCGCAACGCUAUAAUCAACGCCGCCGAGCUGGCGAGUUACGAUCAGGUCAAGUCAAGUCUGCUCUCGGCGGGGAUGAGCGACGGGGUGCCGUGCCACAUACUGUCGGGUCUCGGCGCCGGGUUCGUGGCUUGCGUCGUGGGUUCGCCGGUGGACGUCAUCAAGUCGAGGGUCAUGGCGGGGCGGUACUCCGGUUUCUUGGAUUGCGCGGUGACGACGGCGAGGGUGGAGGGACUGGGUGCGUUCUGGAAAGGGUUCCUCCCGAACUUUGGGCGGUUGGGCAGCUGGAACGUGGUGAUGUUCCUUACGCUCGAGCAGGUGCGGAAGGCCAUGCGCGACAACAACCUCAUGUGA
This is a messenger RNA of Micromonas commoda, 900 nucleotides long. Its product is annotated as mitochondrial carrier family. The transcript has a single exon. The coding region runs from base 1 to 900 and encodes 299 amino acids. Gene Ontology annotation, molecular function: oxidative phosphorylation uncoupler activity. Gene Ontology annotation, biological process: mitochondrial transport; mitochondrial transmembrane transport. Lineage: Eukaryota; Viridiplantae; Chlorophyta; Mamiellophyceae; Mamiellales; Mamiellaceae. The record is from RefSeq and is a predicted model, not a curated record. Gene Ontology annotation, cellular component: mitochondrial membrane.